Rattus norvegicus (Norway rat) is the source of this 14056-nucleotide messenger RNA. It is a transcript of the gene Nfat5, whose product is annotated as nuclear factor of activated T-cells 5. NCBI's taxonomy places the organism in Eukaryota, Metazoa, Chordata, Mammalia, Rodentia, Muridae. The record is from RefSeq and is a predicted model, not a curated record. Gene Ontology annotation, biological process: DNA damage response; cellular response to cytokine stimulus; positive regulation of leukocyte adhesion to vascular endothelial cell. Gene Ontology annotation, cellular component: nucleus; cytoplasm; chromosome. Gene Ontology annotation, molecular function: DNA-binding transcription factor activity; sequence-specific double-stranded DNA binding; DNA-binding transcription activator activity, RNA polymerase II-specific.
UCAAAUCGUCUUUUAUUUUCCACUCCGGAGUAAAUUCGGGUAUUCAUUAUCACAUAAAAUUCGGGUAUCAUUACACAUAAAAUAAAAAAAUUAAAGCCAGGCAUGGUGGUACGCUCCUGUAAUCCCAGCAUUUGGAAGGCUGAGUCAGGAGAAUUGCCCUAAAUUUGAGGCCAAUCUAAAUCUACCUGGUGAAUUGCAGGCCAGCUAGACCUACAUCACAAAAUCUCGUGUCUAAAUAAAUAAAUACAGUUGCCAUGAAUGUGGUGUGGGUAACCUGGCAAGCACAUCUCUGAGUCUGAGGCCAGCCUGAUCUAUGUAGUGAGCUCCAAGCCAGAGAGGGCCAACAAAAAUAAACAAAAAACACGAACAAGAACAACAAAAAAAUUCACAAACAAAACUCAAUAACUCCUGGUGGGGGUGGGGUGGGGGGUAUUAGAGCAUGGUUUGCCCUUUGUUAAUUAAAAAGUGAGUCUGACAGUCCUUGGCCAGCUCACUGCAGAAACUGCUAUGAAAAUCCCCGAAGGGCUGGGUUGCUGUCCAAGCCAUGGAACUCUAUUCCCCUGUGCGAGCUCAAGCGUGCGGGCUUCGAUGGCUGCAAGUCUCUGGAGGUCUUUGCGGCUCCUUGCAGACAUCUAGGUCCCGAGGGUCUGUGUCCUCCUAAGUACAGCACGGUGUAGGGCCGGCCGCCUCAGGCUCGCCGCCACCAGGUCGUGGCAAAAAUCUUUUCCCUUCUCAGGGCCCCAGAAGCCAGGCCGCCUCCCUCCUCCCUCCCUCCUGGCGGGGCCCUUUCCCAGCCCGGGAUCAGCAGCAGCCGCGGCAGCGACGGCAGGAAGCGAAGCCCUUGUUGAUGCUGUUCUGUGGCGCGCCUGUCCGCCCUCCGUCGGCCACCAGGCUCUUCCGGGCUCCCGGACCUCCCCCCUCCGCGCGUGCGCAGUGCCUCACGAGGGGGCGGGGCUCAGAUUCCUGUCAGCGGCGGCGGCGGUGGCGGCGGCCGUCAGUGUUCGCUGAGGAGAAGCCCGAAACGGACCCGUUGGCUCUCCCUCUCCCCUUCCCCGUCCGAACCUUCUUCUCUCUGGACUCACCGAGAGUCAGUUUUCCACUCCACAGAGCUGUUCUCCACUCCGAAGCCCUUCUCGUCGCUCGGCCGGGUGGGAAGUGACUGCCCUCGAGGAGGAGGAGGAGGCAGCGGCUGCCGCCCUCGUCUCACCGCCCCCGGUUCGGUGCCCGCGGAUCCCGGAGAGGAGGUGCCGCCGCCACCGCCGCUCCCCCCCUCCCGCUGCCCUCGGGCCGGGCUGGGUCGAGCUGCGAUGCCCUCGGACUUCAUCUCAUUGCUCAGCGCGGACCUAGACCUGGAAUCGCCCAAGUCCCUGUACUCGCGAGAUUCUCUGAAGUUACACCCAUCACAGAAUUUUCAUAGAGCUGGACUAUUGGAAGAAUCUGUCUAUGAUCUUCUCCCAAAGGAGUUACAGUUACCUCCACCUAGAGAAACAUCUGCAGCAUCAAUGAGUCAGACAAGCGGUGGCGAGGCAGGCUCGCCUCCUCCAGCUGUAGUUGCUGCCGAUGCUUCUUCAGCUCCCUCCUCCUCCAUGGGCGGUGCUUGCAGCUCCUUUACCACCUCUUCCAGCCCUACCAUUUAUUCUACCUCAGUCACCGACAGCAAGGCUAUGCAAGUGGAGAGCUGCUCCUCAGCCGUGGGGGUAAGUAACAGAGGGGUAAGUGAAAAGCAGUUAACCGGUAACACAGUUCAGCAGCAUCCAUCAACCCCGAAGAGGCACACAGUUUUGUACAUCUCACCACCACCUGAGGACUUGCUGGAUAACAGUCGGAUGUCCUGCCAGGAUGAGGGGUGUGGAUUGGAAUCUGAGCAGAGCUGCAGUAUGUGGAUGGAGGAUUCCCCCUCCAACUUCAGUAACAUGAGCACCAGUUCCUACAAUGAUAACACUGAGGUACCUCGUAAAUCACGAAAACGAAAUCCAAAGCAGAGGCCGGGGGUCAAACGACGAGAUUGUGAAGAAUCUAAUAUGGAUAUAUUUGAUGCCGACAGUGCCAAAGCACCUCACUAUGUGCUUUCUCAGCUUACCACGGACAACAAAGGCAACUCAAAAGCUGGAAAUGGAACAUUGGACAGCCAAAAGGGAACUGGAGUAAAGAAGAGUCCUAUGUUGUGUGGACAGUAUCCGGUUAAAAGUGAGGGGAAGGAGCUGAAGAUAGUGGUACAGCCUGAAACCCAACACCGAGCCCGGUACCUGACAGAGGGCAGCCGAGGCUCCGUAAAAGAUAGAACACAGCAAGGCUUUCCUACGGUGAAGCUGGAAGGUCAUAAUGAGCCAGUGGUGUUGCAGGUGUUUGUGGGCAAUGACUCUGGUCGAGUAAAGCCACACGGAUUCUAUCAGGCCUGCAGAGUGACCGGGCGAAACACAACUCCGUGCAAAGAAGUGGACAUCGAAGGCACCACUGUGAUAGAGGUUGGCCUCGACCCUAGCAGCAACAUGACGCUGGCAGUGGACUGUGUAGGAAUACUGAAGCUGAGAAAUGCUGAUGUUGAGGCCAGAAUUGGAAUUGCUGGUUCUAAGAAAAAGAGCACUCGUGCCAGAUUGGUUUUUCGAGUUAAUAUCACGAGGAAAGAUGGCUCUACUCUGACAUUGCAGACACCUUCUUCCCCAAUUUUAUGCACUCAGCCAGCAGGAGUUCCUGAGAUCUUAAAGAAAAGCUUGCAUAGCUGUUCAGUGAAAGGAGAGGAAGAAGUGUUUUUAAUUGGGAAGAACUUUCUGAAAGGAACUAAAGUUAUUUUCCAGGAAAAUGUUUCUGAUGAAAACUCUUGGAAAUCAGAAGCUGAAAUUGACAUGGAAUUGUUCCAUCAGAACCAUCUUAUUGUGAAAGUUCCUCCAUAUCAUGACCAACAUAUAACUUUGCCUGUAUCAGUGGGAAUAUAUGUUGUGACCAAUGCUGGAAGAUCUCAUGAUGUUCAGCCAUUUACUUACACUCCAGAUCCAGCUGGUGCUUUGAGUGUAAAUGUGAAAAAGGAGAUAUCUAGUCCAGCAAGACCUUGCUCUUUUGAAGAAGCCUUGAAAGCAAUGAAAACGACUGGCUGUAACGUAGAUAAGGUAACUAUCCUUCCUAAUGCCCUGAUCACUCCACUCAUAUCGAGCAGCAUGAUUAAGACUGAAGAUGUUACUCCAAUGGAAGUAACAUCAGAGAAAAGAUCUUCCCCAAUUUUUCAGACUACAAAGACAGUCGGAUCAACCCAGCAAACUUUAGAAACUAUUUCUAACAUAGCGGGAAAUGCAUCCUUUUCAUCACCAUCAUCUUCUCACUUAUCUCCUGAAAAUGAAAAUCAGCAGCAGCUUCAGCCCAAGGCAUACAACCCGGAGACUCUGACAACUAUCCAAACGCAAGACAUCUCACAGCCAGGGACUUUUCCAGCGGUUUCUGCUUCUAGUCAGCUGCCCAGCAGCGAUGCACUGCUGCAGCAGGCGGCACAGUUUCAGACAAGAGACGCUCAGUCCAGAGACACAAUGCAGUCAGACUCAGUGGUUAACUUGUCACAGUUGACUGAGGCACCACAGCAGCAGCAGUCCCCACUGCAAGAACAAGCACAGAUACCAUCAAAUAUUUUUCCGUCGCCAAAUAGUGUGAGCCAGCUCCAGAGUACUAUUCAGCAGCUGCAAGCAGGAAGUUUUACAGGCAGCACUGCUAGUGGCAGCAAUGGAAGUGUUGACUUGGUCCAGCAGGUUUUAGAGGCACAACAACAGUUAUCGUCUGUUCUGUUUUCUACUCCAGAUGGUAAUGAGAAUGUUCAAGAACAGCUGAAUGCAGACAUUUUCCAAGUCAGUCAAAUUCAAAAUAGUGUAAGCCCUGGAAUGUUUUCCUCAACAGAGUCUGCAGUUCACACCAGACCAGAUAACUUACUACCUGGGAGGGCCGACAGCGUCCAUCAGCAGACUGAAAACACACUGUCUAGUCAGCAGCAGCAACAGCAGCAGCAGCAGCAGCAACAGCAGCAGCAAGUGAUAGAGUCUUCAGCUGCCAUGGUGAUGGAGAUGCAGCAGAGCAUUUGCCAAGCAGCAGCCCAGAUUCAGUCAGAACUGUUUCCUUCAGCUGCUUCAGCAAAUGGAAGCCUUCAGCAGUCUCCAGUUUACCAGCAGCCUUCUCACAUGAUGAGCGCCCUGCCUACCAGCGAGGACAUGCAAAUGCAGUGUGAAUUGUUCUCUUCCCCCCCUGCAGUUUCUGGAAAUGAAACAUCCACCACCACCACACCGCAGGUGGCAACCCCCGGCUCUACUAUGUUUCAGCCGCCAAAUUCAGGCGAUGGAGAAGAAACGGGAGCACAAGCAAAACAGAUUCAGAGCAGUGUCUUUCAGACAAUGGUCCAGAUGCAGCACAGUGGGGACAGCCAACCUCAAGUAAACCUCUUUUCAUCUACAAAAAACAUAAUGAGUGUUCAGAGUAAUGGUACCCAGCAACAAGGGAAUAGCUUGUUCCAGCAGGGGAGCGAGAUGCUGUCACUUCAGUCUGGGAGCUUCUUGCAGCAGUCUUCUCAUUCCCAGGCUCAGCUCUUUCACCCUCAGAACCCUAUUGCUGAUGCUCAGAGCCUUUCCCAGGAGACUCAAGGUCCAAUGUUUCAUAGCGCCAAUCCCAUCGUCCACAGUCAGACUUCCACAGCAUCCUCCGAACAGCUGCAGCCUUCCAUGUUUCACUCGCAGAGUACCAUUGCUGUACUACAGGGCUCUUCAGUCCCUCAGGACCAGCAGUCACCCAACAUAUAUCUUUCCCAAAGUUCCAUCAGUAAUCUUCAAACUAACACAGUAGCCCAAGAAGAGCAGAUUUCAUUUUUUUCAGCACAGAACUCAAUUUCUCCACUUCAGUCAACAUCAAACACUGAGCAGCAAGCUGCUUUUCAACAGCAGCCUCCAAUCUCGCACAUCCAGACCCCUCUUCUUUCCCAGGAACAGGCACAGCCCUCUCAGCAAGGUUUAUUUCAGCCUCAGGUGGCCCUGGGCUCCCUUCCUGCUAAUCCAAUGCCUCAGAACCAGCAAGGCCCAAUUUUCCAGACACAGCGCCCAAUAGUUGGCAUGCAGAGUAACUCUCCAUCCCAGGAGCAGCAGCAGCAGCAACAGCAGCAGCAACAACAACAGCAGCAGCAGCAGCAGCAGAGCAUUUUAUUUAGUAAUCAGAAUGCCAUGGCUACAAUGGCCUCCCAGAAGCAGCCACCACCAAACAUGAUAUUUAGCCCAAACCAGAACCCGAUGGCUAGUCAAGAGCAGCAGAACCAGUCAAUUUUUCACCAGCAAAGUAAUAUGGCCCCAAUGAACCAAGAGCAGCAGCCCAUGCAGUUUCAGAAUCAGCCUACGGUUUCCUCACUUCAGAACCCAGGUCCUACGCCAUCUGAGUCACCACAGACCUCCUUGUUCCAUAGUUCUCCUCAGAUCCAGUUGGUUCAAGGGUCACCUAGUUCUCAAGAGCAACAAGUAACACUCUUCCUCUCUCCAGCAUCCAUGUCUGCAUUGCAAACCAGUAUAAACCAACCAGACAUGCAGCAGUCUCCUCUUUAUUCCCCACAGAACAACAUCCCUGGAAUCCAAGGAAGCACUUCUUCACCCCAGCCACAGGCUGCUUUAUUUCACAACACUACAGGAGGCACAAUAAACCAACUACAAAAUUCUCCUGGCUCAUCUCAGCAGACUUCAGGAAUGUUCUUAUUUGGCAUUCAAAAUAAUUGUAGUCAGCUGUUAACUUCUGGGCCAGCUACAUUGCCAGAGCAGCUGAUGGCCAUAAAUCAGCCGGGCCAACCACAAAAUGAGGGCCAAUCUUCUGUGACAACACUUCUUUCUCAGCAAAUGCCAGAAUCUGCCCCACUGGCCUCCUCGGUGAACAACAGUCAGAACAUGGAAAAGAUCGAUUUGCUUGUUUCGUUGCAAAGCCAAGGGAACAAUUUAACCGGCUCCUUUUAGUGAGAUAUAAAUUCCCUGAAGAAAGUAAUGGUGAUUCCAAGAUAUCCUGAGAACUUGUGGCUCCAUGAAGAUUAUUAAACCAUUAUGAAGAACGACAUCUGAGUAAAUGGAUAGAUUUCCUGACUGUAAGAAUGCACCCAUGCUGCCUGUUGCAGUGAUUUGCCACCAAUGUGCUUUUCGUUUCUAAUAACAGUGAUGACUGAGAGUCUGUGAUUUUCCAGCUGACAGAGUUGUUGCUUUUGUCCUCUGUUUUUAAAUGCAAGGCUGGCCUCUCAGUUAUUCUUGCUAUUAGGAAAUCAUAUUUGUCAUGUUUACUUACAUUCUUACUUCCCUUCCUGCAUUAUUUUAGUCAAGUAGUGGCUUAGGACAAAGUAAAGUUCAGUGUGACUAAGGCUGUGCUUUUGUUGAUGUAAAAUAAAGACAUGGCUGUUGGCCAAAGUGAAGAAUUUCUUUCAGUUUUCAUGGAGAAGCUGAAGCAGUAAUUGACUGAAAAGAAGCUGUAUUAAGAACUCUGCAGAUACGAGGACUCCUCCUCAUACACACAGGCAGAUGACAUGCUUACAGCCUGGGUACAGCUGGUGUGUUACUGAGUUCAUUGUUCAGAGAGGUGUUAGUUCUCUGUAUUUCUACUAAGGGAUUUAGCCAUAACUGCAUAAAAAUAUUUUGUUCUAUGAAAAUGAAGGGGGUGAUGUGUGACGUGUUACAUUUGCAUAUUCUCCUCCGGCAGUUUAAACUGACAGUACUUCAGUCUGUUUUCUUACCCAGCGUUAGGCUAGUAUUCCCUUCUUAUAUGCCUCACCUGUACUGUUGUUCUCAUUUUUUUCUUUUUAGCUUUGUUAUUAUUCUACUGGCUUUAUGACCCUGUAGUAAUUAGAGAAGGCAGCCUCGUUGACCCAGUGACCUGGCAGUCAGCAGCACAGGGCCAGGAAUGCUCCUUCAGGAGUUAUUGGGAUUUGAUUCCCGGGAAAAAACAGUUCUCUUUUUUCUUCCAUGAACGGUGCUGUUCUGAAGUCUCCAAAAUUCUCGCUUUGAUGAUAAAUAGUACAAAUUUUAAUUUUACAGACAAGACAGACAAACAUUUCUCAAACUAUGACUUCUCCCUGAGCCGCAGUGACCAUUCACAGGUCACCUCAGUGCUUUACAGUUGAAGUGGUCACUGACUUGAUGGUUUCCACAGCCUUGGGCUUUACAGGGUCAUAUCAUUGAUUUCACAGGAAGAAUUUACUUGUGUUACAUCUACAGAGAGCAAAAUUACACACUCCAGAACUUGCAUUUGUAGCAUUAGCUGUAGAGUUUUGGGUGUGCUGCCACCCAUGGGAUGCCUGCUUCUCACUCCCACCCACACCCGGACACGUGCUUAGGUCUCCUCUAUCUUUGGCAUGUGCAAAGUGUCAAUGCAGCAUUAGGCCGUCAUGUAUGCAGCUUCCGUAUGUCGAUAUGUUUUGGUUUCCUGUUUAAUUCUUUUACUUUCUAAGCUUUUAAAAAUUACCAGCUCAUGGUUGUUGCCUUUUUCCUUAGUUUUCCUAUCUUUUUUUUUUUUUUUUUUUUUGUCUCCCCCGUCCUACAUGGUGUGGAGCUGUGGUGUUGGUUUAGUUUAUAUAGCCAGAUCCCCCUUUGUGACUCUUCCUUUGUUAUUUGUCUGUGGUUCUUGUCAUUUGCUUUCUCUUUGUCCUUCUCCCUCUGCCCUGGCCCUUCCUUUCUCUCUCUGAGAGGCAUUGGAUUACGUUUUCAGUAGUACAGGCUUCUUGCCAAUAUGAAGGGAACUUUCCAGAAAGAGACCUACUCUGGUCAUUUAAUUUUGAAAACAGUUUUCAAUCGUUCAAGUUUUGGAUGGUUUAUAUCUAAUGUGUGUUUCAUUUUUUUGGAAAGCUAUAUUUUAUAUUUAGGAAAUGGUAUACUAUUUUGCUACUUGUACUAAGUGAGUACAUUGGCAUAAAUAUAGAAAUUUAUAUAUAUAUAUAUAUACAUAUAUAAACUAUUCUUUUUUGCCACACAUUUUUGUGGUAAAUUUGUGAGUUUGUCUGAUGUUCUACCACAACGUGGCGUCUGAUAACAGUGAGGGGGGUUUGUUAUGUCUUUCUUGAGUAUUUAAGCACCUUUUGAAGUAAAUGGCCUGUUUAUCUGUAGCCAUUCCAUCAGGCAGUUCCUCGAUGUUACUAGGGAGCUGAAGGCGACUUACUGUGUGUUUGCUGGAUCUUUCACUCAGUGAGAUGUUAAAGAGCACGGAAAUUCAUUUGAGGCAGUGUGUCAAAUGGUGUUUGACAAGAAUGAGCCACUCUGUCUUCGUUCACUAUAUAUUUAAUAUUUUAUUAUUGUUGUUGUUAAUUGGCUUUCUGUAUCCUAUGCCUUUUAUUUAUAAAGACACUAAAAAAACCAUGUUUGUAAUUUUAAUAACAUCUCCCCAUCUUUUAAUAUCCAGAGCUACUUUAUAAAUUCUCUAAGCCAAAAGUAUUUUCCUUGAUAUCUUCCUUCUCCCCCAGUUCCUAUAGGGAAAAAUCACCCAACAUAGUUCGGGUUACAGUAAGAGUCAGCCACACAAUUCAGUGCUUCAGUUUGAAAAGGUAAAGUGGAUGCCAGAGUGUUGUCUGAAGCGUCAUAGAGAGCAGACCUAGCAGACGUUAGGAAAACAGAAGUCAAAGUUUAAAACCAUUUACUUCUGAGUUUUCCGAAUUAUUUUCUGAGAUCAUGUAGGUGACUCAGGAAAUCUGUUUGUUCACCAAGAUCAAAUUAAAAUGUUUGAUACUACCAUGCUGUAGAUGAAGUGGCAGCAAGAAGUCUGGCUUGUGUGGUGGCUUCUGUUCGUUGUAUACUCGCAGCUUAUCCUUAUAAAAUGCUGAUUGGCAAUGCCAAGUCACCGGGACCAAUUUCUGUUUUAUAAUGUUUAAGUUUAGAACAGAACAUCACCUGAACUGUAGUGCUUUGAGUGGAUGGAGGUAGAAACCCCCACUUCAGUCUCAUCACUUGUGUGGUUAUUUAUACAAGGGCUGUGCUGUGCUACCUAUUCCUGCUCAAUACGAUGGAGUUUGUUUUCUUACAUUGUUGAUUGUUCCUUGCCCCUAAAGGUCCAUGUUAAGUACAAUGUUCUGAAUAUAUGAUUUUGUUACAAAAAGUGUUUGUCGUCUUAUUGAAGAGUUAGCUCAGUGGUUGAUAUUUGUGCUAAGAAUGCAGCUUCCCAGUUACUGUUACAAGUUACAGCUGCCAAUGGGAAGACUCAAUGAGCCAACAAAGGCCUUGGAAAUCAUGAUUUAUUAAAUUUAUAUCUGGCAGAAGGACCUAAAUAAACUGUGAACUACAUUUUAUUCCUUUGUUACAUUUGGCUCUUGCUUUCAGCAAUUCACAGAAAUGCUUGGAGCUUUCUCUCUCUCUCUCUCUCUCUCUCUCUCUCUCUCUCUUCUCUCUCUCUCUCUCUCUCUCUCUCUCUCUCUCUAUCUCUAUCUCUCCCUCCCUCUCUCCUUUCUCUUCUAAUCUCCCUCUCUCCCUCCUUCUCCACACACACACCUGUGUGUGUGUCUUGUCAUUUCACACCAAGGAGAAGACAUUAGACACUUUGUUCCUAAGCUUUGCUGUGGGCUUUUCUGAUUCUAGCAUCAUAUUGUUAUUUGGUAUUUAGCCAAUGUAGUCCUACCUGUCUUACACCAUCUCCUUAGACCAAGUGUUUAAAGGGCUUUUAUUAUAGAAGCAGUAUUAACAAGAGGCCUCUUCCCCUCCCUCCCAUUCUCCCAUCCUUCCUUGCCCCCUCUUUCUAUAAUAUUGUGUUAUAGUUUAAAAUUGCAUUAUCGUAGAUUUAUUGCUUAUCAGAAUUUUGACUAAUGUACCCAGAAAAAAAUAGAAGGAAGAAAUUGUGCAUUUGUCCCUUCAGAAUGAAAGGGAUAAUUCCUUUUGACCAUUUUGAAUGUCUGUUUUUAUUUUUUUCGGCAAAGUUGCACUAUGCUGCCCAAGUCCUGGGCCUGCUGGUAUGAAGCACCUUACCUGGACCCCUUUUUAAACCAGUAUAAACGCUUGUUUUGGGAAAAUGAAACCUGUCAGCAAAUAACCACAACUGAAUAAUUCUCUUUUUUAAAUUAUUUUUGUAUUUUUUCUGUCACUCUCUUCAGACACACCAGAAGAGAGCAUCAGAUCUCAUUACAGAUGGUUGUGAGCCACUAUGUGGUUGCUGGGAAUUGAACUCAUGACCUCUGGAAGAGCAGUCAGUGCUCCUAACCGCCGAGCCAUCUCAUCAGCCCCUGAAUAAUUCUUAAAUUCAGCAGAGUUAUACUUAUUUACAGGUGUUAGCCUGAGAAUUUUUCAUUUCCUAGUAAAAUUUUUUGUUAUCUCUAUUUUCUUAUUUUUAACUAGUUGAAAGUUGUGGAAGACUUGGUGACUUUACUCUGCAUCUCUACACAGGCUCCAUCUCUAACUGAGAUGCCGUCUUAUGUCUGCUUUUGGUUACCUGGAGGGGCUCAGUGAAAAGAAAACUGUAAUUCAGUAGACAUAUUAGAGAAAUAACCCAGGCCGGGGGUGUGGCACAGAGGUAAUGAGUUUACAUAGCAUGUGCAAGGCCCUGAGUUUGAUCCCCAGCACCACCAAAAGGGAGGGAGGGAGGGAGGGAAGGGGGAGGGAGAGAGAGAGAGAGAGAGAGAGAGAGAGAGAGAGAGAGAGAGAGAGAGAGAGACACACACCUUGGGCAUACACACUAGCAAGAGGAGUAGCACUUACACAUCCAUCACAUAGACUGAGAGCUUUCCCCUUCUGCUUGCUUUUGUCAUUAGAACUAAACUGUGGAGGUGACAUUUCAUGAUGCAGGAGAUUGACUCUCUACAGUAUCAUUUUCAAAUUGUCCCGAUACCCUAAUUACUUUUUAACUAUUUUCUUGUCAUUCUAAGCCUCAUAUAUUAAUAAAAUUCUGUUUUUACUGCUCUUGCUUUUUCAGGCAAAUUUUUACAUUAAUAUUUUAUAUGUAGAUGAAAUGUUAUGGAAAAGUGCCUUUUUACCAUGCCAGUGCCCCCUUCUUAAAACUCCACCUUCCACUAUUGCCAAAAGUAUGCAAACAACUGGUUUUAUCAAGUCCUAACUUGUACUUUUCCCGUGUGGCCAUUCUUUUCUUCAUUUCUUGGUCACCAUAGAAGAUGGCUUUGUCGUUCCUUUGACUUAAAAGUAACAGAGAAAGUGCUUUGGCAGAGUAGCUUGGGUAAGCAAGUGCAUACUGUUUAGGCUUGUAUGAAUCAAGUCUCAUUCUCUCAUCCCAACAAAUUAUAGAUGGGUCUCACCUGAAUAAGAAUAAAAAUGUGUCUGUCUGCAAGACUUCAUGCACAAAAAUGUGUGUUAAAUGUUAUAAAGGCACUACUCACAGCCUCUUCUCUGAUCCUAAUUAGCUGGGGAGAAGAGCAGUAUCUAAAACAUAGGUUUUAUAAGGCCUGGGGGUGACAUUGAUUUUUUUUUCCCUAAUUAAAUGUGGCAAAGUAGUUUAUUUCUUAUCUAUCAGAACUUAAUUGACUUUGGAAAACUUAAUGUCACAAAACCCUCAGAAGUCAUUUGAGUUGAGGGAAAGCUAAGGUCUUGGUGUCAGAUACCACUGGGUUUUGUCCAUUUUGUUUCUGAUCUAGCUCUUUAUGGUGGUGCUUGAAGAAAGGAACAUCAGUGACAAAGGACAGUAGUAACUUAAACUCUGGGCAGAGCUGUGCUCCCCAUGCAAGUAUGUUUAUAGCUGUUGGUGGGCUGAAGAUGGCAUGCUUAGGCAGUGUUUUUCAUACUCUACUGUGCACUUUAAUCAUUCCAAAAAAAAACAAAAAAAAACAAGAGUACAUCUUAACUAUUCAGAAUACUGCACAUUUAUUCCAGAUAGAUGGCUUGGUGUGUAAGGUGCCUGCUUAUUUAAAGUAACUUACAAUAAGUGUGAAAUUGUUAUUUUCUAAAGGACUUAAGACCUUGAAAUGUAGCUGUAGGAAAAUGACUACAUUUUGCAGACCAUUUUAGAAAUAGUAAAGUGACUGACUGAUGAGUGUGUUGGAGAGCUACUUAGAACCAUUCCCCUUUCUGUGUAUUUUAUGUCCCUUAUAUAAGAAUGCUAUAGUGUAUAGUUUCUACUUGUGUGGUUUAUGCAAACUAAUAUGGUCCUCCACCCCGCAGCUAGCAUCACUAUGAACCGGAAACUAGUUAGACGUGCACGUUCUUGGGCGUUAGCCCAGGCAUACUGAAUUGGAUCUGAAGUGAGGCCCUGCAAUCUAUCUGUCUGCCCUAAGUCCCAGGGGAGGCCAAUGCACCCCUAGUUUCAGAGUCACUGAUCUGAGUUCUUAUCUAGUGAAAGCUAGGGAAUUUUUUCCCUACUCUUGAGAUAAUUAUUUCUUCUUUAUGUAUGUUCAGCCUUAACUGGUUAUCUGUGGUCAUUUAUCAACAAUAAUUUAUUUACAGUACUGCCUAAGAAAUGCAUGUGUUUUAUGUAUAUACAGUAUAGUUAUUAAUAAUUCAUUUAACUUCAUUUGGCAUUUCCCUGCCACUGACUAAAAAGUUUACAUUAACUGACUGAUUUCAAUAUAUAGGUGCAAUGUUCUGAAUUUCUUUAAUUGUUGUGACAUUUACUUAGCUAAAAAUAAUUGAUGGGUGCUACAGUCUCCUGUUUAUGCAUAACAUGGGUACAUUGUGGGCAGUAUAAUACAAGCUUUCUCUUUGUUGCCUCUUAAUUUAGCAGCAGACCACGGUUUUGCUCUGGCUAGACCAGUUCUCAGAACAGAAUUGCCAUUCCAUACCAUUUUUCUUGUAUCUGAGAUCUCAGAUAGAUGGCUGGCCAGACCAACAUAGCACCUUGUUUAUUUUCUUCUCUUAAUAGAAAGGAUUCUUUUCAAAUAGCUUACUUGGCAUUUGAACACUGCAGUCAAGUGAUGGUUCUUCUUGGAACUCACACUCCAGGUGAAGUACUUAACAAAAUAAAAGGACAGCACAUUUUAUAAUGUGGGUGUCUCCCCUCUCAGUUGUGUGCAUCUUAAUAAGUACAAGCAAGCAGGGCUGUUGGUCUCCUUACAGUUCAGCACUUCCAUCAAUGAUCUUCUUCCUCUGUUUACAAUCACUGAGUUAACUCAUGAAAGAAAGAUCCACUUUUCAGAAUCAAACUCAAUGAAUACUUGCUUUCUGAGAAUCACUGCUGUCUGUCCCACACUAGCAGUGCUAAGUGGCUUACUCUACACACUGGUGCUGGAAAGUAAGUAGGCAGGCUGUUGGGACGCUGUGGAGACCCUCCCUUCCCCUUCCGUCACUGGAUCCAGAGCAUUCUACACAAUUUAUUAACCCAGGUUUGCAAUACCACCUUUAAAGAUCCUGCAUUCAACCCACGUCACCCCUGCCUGUCCUCUCUCAUUGGCCCUUCUCCUACCCAGCACCUACCCACCCAGCAGUAAUAAUAUGCAUGGUGUGUAGGGGUGGCCUAUUGUUAUUUUAGCUAGCGUGCCUCAGAAAGCUUACACUCACACAUAACCCCAGAUGCUUGAGAGUGAGUUUAGAAUCAAACUUCUGUGACAGAUAAAAACCUGUCCUGCUGAAGUAAGAGCUCAGUGAUAGGCCUUCGUAUACACAAGGCCCAAGGUAGAUGCAGUCCCCGGAACCAGAGAAAAGUGGGGAGUGGGGGUCUGCAGUGCAGUUGAACUGACUCCUUGUAUCUAGUGAAUGUACCUGUUCACCUUGUUCCCUUUAAGGAUGCGCUCCAAGUGAUUGCUGCUUUCCUGACAACUUGACUGAGUUUCACUCUCUUCUUUUCCUCCCUGUUUUAAUGAGUAACUUGGAAUAUUUCAUUAACGUGUUCUCAAGUGAUUUAGCUGCCAUUCUGCCAUUUUGAGUUUUUGUUUAAUUUUAUCUGCUUGAGCACACUGAUCAACCACUGACCUGCCUUCUUGCAUUGUCUUGCAAUGACGUAAGAGUGACAUUGUGUAUAUGGCUUUAUAGUUGGAAUUUCAGAGCACUGACACCAGAUAUUCUCAGUUUGUUCUCUGGGGGAAUUUCAUUUGCAUCUAUGUUUUUAGCUAUCUGUGAUAACUUGUUAAAUAUUAAAAAGAUAUUUUGCUUCUAUUGGAACAUUUGUAUACUCGCAAUUAUAUUUCUGUAAACAGCUGCAGUCAAAAAUAAAACAUUGAAAGUUUUCA